UUACUAAAACUACCGUUUUCUCUGCUGAAACGUAAACGAAGUGUUCAUCCAUUGUGGCAAGAGGGGGACGAAUUUGUAUAUUAGGGCUUUAUUUAUGUAUAUAUUUAUUUGCUUAAGGUUCAGUUCUCUAUUAAUUCCUAGUUUGUUCUAGGGGUUAUCAGUCGAUGAGUUAAUGUUAUUGAGUGCUUAAUUUUGUGGGUAAUCCCAAAGGAUUUAAUCAAUUAUCUCCUCGAGAAGCUUAAAAGAAGAUACUGGAAGACAAAAUUCCUAUAUUAAUGGAGGAAAAUUAUGAACCUGCUCGGUGCAAUAAGAGAAGAGCCGAAGGAAGAGAUAGGAAGGGUGCACCCAGACUCCUUGAACGGAAAGUUCCGAAGAUAGACCCUCUCAGCACGACCUGCUAUGUCCAGAUAUUGGGAACUGGAUUAGAUACGCAAGACACUUCACCAUCGAUUUGCUUGUUCUUCGAUAAGCAGAGGUUUAUUUUUAAUGCUGGAGAGGGGUUGCAGCGAUUCUGCAGUGAGCACAAGAUCAAGUUAUCCAAGAUUGGUCACAUAUUUGUUUCUCGUGCCUGCUCAGAAACGACAGGUGGACUAGCAGGUCUUUUGUUGACUUUGGCUGGGAUAGGAGAUAAAGGGAUGUCAGUUAACAUAUGUGGUCCUCCGGGUCUCAAAUGUUUAAUAGAUGCUAUCAGUACCUUCGUUCCAAACAAUGCAGUGCUUCAUACUCAUAUCAUUGGUUCUACUUCAACUUCCAAUGGAGGUGCUAUUUUUGACAGUGAAAUAUUGGAAGAACCUACUACUUCGACUUCUAAUGGAGCUCCUAUUUUUGAUAGUAACAGACUAUUUAAAGAACCUAUAGCUAUAUUUGCUGAUGAGGUCGUGAAGAUAUCGGCUCUUCUCUUAAGACCAAGUUGUUCCCCACCAUCAAAUCCUUCAUUUCCAAAACCUCUUGCAUCACAUUCACAAAAUUUAGACAGGGCAAAGCUAAAGCCUGGUGAUAUUUCUGUUAUAUAUGUUGUUGAAUUAUCCGAAAUUAUCGGAAAAUUUGAUCCUAACAAAGCGAUGAAGCUUGGACUUAAACGGGGAUCAAAAUUUCGUGAUCUGCAACUUGGACAAUCAGUCCAGUCAGACUAUCAAAAUAUCACAGUUCAUCCAAGUGAUGUAAUGGGUCCCUCAGUUGCUGGUCCAAUUGUGCUCCUUGUGGAUUGCCCAACCCUUUCUCAUUUGCAGCAAAUGGUAUCCCUACAGUCACUCAGUAGUUACUUCGAUGGCGUUAAGAUUGUGAGUUGUGUUAUUCACUUGAGUCCAUCAUCUGUCACACUGACCGCCGAGUACCAAACAUGGAUGAGAAGAUUUGGUGGAGCCCAACACAUUAUGGCUGGCCAUGAGAAAAAAAACAUGGAGAUCCCAAUUCUGAGAACAACUACAAAAAUGGCAGCUCGACUAAAUUAUCUAUGUCCCAACUUCUUUCCAUCAUGUGGAUUUUUGGAUCGUCCGGAUAUUUACAUGUGUGAACAAGAUAGCAUCGCAUCAAAAAUGGUUUCUGUCCCAAGUCCAACUAAAAGUGUUGCAGCUGAAAAUCUUCUCAAGUUCCAUUUGCGUCCCUGCUCACUGUUUGGGUUGGAUACGUCUACAGUACCAAAGUUGUUGACCCGUACAGAGGUUAUUGAUGAUCUUCUCUUUGAAAUUCCUGAGAUAUCAGAAGCUGCAAUUGAAAUUGGCAAUUUUUGGAAUAAGUCUGAAACUAAUCUCCCUAGUUGUUUGGAAAACAUAACUAGAGAAGAGAUGGAAAUUGUUUUUCUAGGAACUGGAUCAUCCCAGCCUUCAAAACAUCGCAAUGUUAGCUCAAUCUUCAUUAAUCUUUUCUCUAAAGGAGGUCUGCUCAUAGAUUGUGGUGAGGGAACUCUUGGGCAGUUGAGAAGAAGGUUUGGUGUAGUGGGUGCGAAUGAUAUUCUGCGAGGUUUGAAAUGUAUUUGGAUUUCCCAUAUGCAUGCAGAUCAUCACACCGGUCUGGCAAGUAUUCUCGCUCUCCGGUGCCAAUUGCUAAAAGGUACAAGUCAGGAAAAAAUAUUUGUUAUUGCACCAACACAGUUGAAGAAUUUCUUAGAUGUACACCAAUGUGCCGAGGAUCUAAAUAUGCAGUUCCUUUAUUGUGGAAGAACGAUGGAUGUUGAGUGUGAGGGUAUUGAGAGUUACCAUAACGGACCAGGAAGUCUUGGCGAAUUAACCGCGGAUUUUGAAAUUCAACAAAAGUUGAAAAAGCUGUUAGGUGAAGUAGGUUUGGAAGCUCUUAUCAGUGUUCCUGUCAUUCAUUGUCGAGAUUCAUUUGGUCUUGUUUUAAAGGCUGUAGAGAGACAUGAUGCUGAUGGUAAAACUAUACCUGGGUGGAAACUUGUUUACUCUGGUGAUACUAGACCUUGCAAAAACCUGAAGCAUGCGUCUAACGGAGCGACGGUUCUUAUACAUGAGGCAACGUUUGAAGAUAAUAUGGGGGAAGUGGCUAUUGGGAAGAAUCACAGUACAACGAAGGAAGCUAUUGAUAUUGGUGGGGGUGCAUACCGCGUCAUCCUCACGCAUUUCAGUCAGAGGUAUCCAAAGAUUCCAGUUUUUGAUGAGGUUGAGACAUGUGCGCGUAAAACAUGCGUCGCUUUCGACUUUAUGAGUGUUAACAUAGCAGAUUUGCCUGUGCUUCCGAAGAUUCUUCCCCAGCUCAAACUCUUGUUCAAAUAUGAAGUGAAUGCUGAAGAAUUUCAUGAUGUUUGAGACCAUACAAUCUCAAAAAGUUUUUUCUUAACAAAGGAACAAACUUAUAUUAAACAUUCAAAUAUGUUACAUCGUGAUUUAUGUGAGAGACUAACAUUUCGGGUGGAUGAAACCACCAUUCCCCACAUAAAUUUUGUUCAUGAGCUGCCUUAGUUAAAGCAUACGCAGCUUUAUUACA
This is a messenger RNA of Papaver somniferum (opium poppy), 2940 nucleotides long. RefSeq names its product tRNAse Z TRZ4, mitochondrial-like. Gene Ontology annotation, biological process: mitochondrial tRNA 3'-end processing. Bases 276 to 2762 code for a protein of 828 amino acids. Gene Ontology annotation, cellular component: mitochondrion. Lineage: Eukaryota; Viridiplantae; Streptophyta; Magnoliopsida; Ranunculales; Papaveraceae. Gene Ontology annotation, molecular function: 3'-tRNA processing endoribonuclease activity. The record is from RefSeq and is a predicted model, not a curated record. The transcript is spliced from 10 exons.